Messenger RNA from Mus pahari (shrew mouse), 840 nucleotides. It is a transcript of the gene Psmg3, whose product is annotated as proteasome assembly chaperone 3. Gene Ontology annotation, biological process: proteasome assembly. The record is from RefSeq and is a predicted model, not a curated record. Lineage: Eukaryota; Metazoa; Chordata; Mammalia; Rodentia; Muridae. The coding region runs from base 184 to 552 and encodes 122 amino acids. The transcript is spliced from 3 exons.
CUAAGCCAUUGCCGGCUGGGUUGCCUGCUUUCUGGCGCUGCCGGUGCGGUGAGCGCUGUUGCCGAAGAUUUCGGUCCCAACCGCUGUCGGUAGUGGUGCAGCCAUCCCCAGUCCCGCGCCGUCGGGGCUCCCCGGUGAGCUCGGCGCUCUCCCUCAUCCCCGCCUCCGCUGAAGAACGGAACCAUGGAAGACAGACCACUGGUAGUAUCUAAACAGAAGACGGAAGUGGUGUGCGGGGUGCCCACCCAGGUGGUCUGCACGGCCUUCAGCAGCCACAUCCUGGUCGUGGUGACCCAGUUCGGGAAGAUGGGUACGCUAGUCUCCUUGGAGCCCAGCAAUGUGGCCAAUGACAUCAGCAAGCCCGUGCUCACCACAAAAGUCCUCCUCGGGCAGGACGAGCCUCUCAUCCAUGUCUUUGCAAAGAACCUGGUAGCAUUUGUGUCGCAAGAAGCAGGAAACAGAGCCGUCCUCCUGGCCAUGGCUGUGAAAGACAAGAGCAUGGAGAGGCUCAAAGCCUUGAAGGAAGUGAUCCGGCUGUGCCAGGUGUGGUGACCUGCAGUUAGCAGUGCCAGACACUCAGACGUGUGGACGCUCUGGACGUGUGGGUGCGCCGGGACAGAGCUCAUUCCCGGCCUUUAGUCCUCAAAGCCGGAAGCAGCACUCAAGUCUCAGGGGACUCUCCCUGCGUGGCUACUGUGUCCUGCCUUGGGCACUGGAGCGGUUCUGGGCUGCAGCAGCUGCACCCACUGAGUGGAAAUGAGCGGCCGGUUAUGAGGAUGAGUAACCCUGGGGAUGCGGGAGCACUUGUGGGAAGAUUUUUUUAUUAAAAAGAAGUCAAAA